This is a messenger RNA of Tricharina praecox, 540 nucleotides long. RefSeq lists its product as uncharacterized. The transcript has 3 exons. The record is from RefSeq and is a predicted model, not a curated record. Lineage: Eukaryota; Fungi; Ascomycota; Pezizomycetes; Pezizales; Pyronemataceae. Bases 1 to 540 code for a protein of 179 amino acids.
AUGGCUGAAGCUGCCAGGGCUGUGGGGGUGGCGUACGCGGUGGCUUCACAAUUUCGCCCUGGGCUGCGGGUCCCGCCGGUGACCGCACUGCUGCGGUGUUUAAGGCGCAUCGCCAUCCGAUAUCCCGACAAUCGCUCCGAAGGAACAAGGGAUAAACCAUCAGCAACCGGAGCCUCAACCGCGGCCGAGGCCUGGCAUCAAAAGGAUGAGAAGGAUGAAGAAGAUCAGGAAGCCUCCUCCAAAGACUCCAACGAUUGUUUGGAAGAGGAAGCUUCCUUCGAAGAACACUCCUCCGAGGAAGAGGAGGAGGAGGAUGAGGACUACGAUGACGAAGACGUCACGUACAGCGACAGCGACAACGAUGUCGGUGAGGAGAGCGAAAUGGACGAGGACCAAUACGUCUCGUACGGCGACAACGGCAACGAUUUCUGUGAGAAGGACAAGGAAGAGGAGGAUAAGGCUGGCCUGAUUACCGUCGGUCCUGUGUUUUUCUCCCUUUCAAUUUUAUCGCAGAUAACUGCAUCCUCAAUGAUUCUGUAA